This is a messenger RNA of Vespula pensylvanica (western yellowjacket), 904 nucleotides long. It is a transcript of the gene purple, whose product is annotated as 6-pyruvoyl tetrahydrobiopterin synthase. NCBI's taxonomy places the organism in Eukaryota, Metazoa, Arthropoda, Insecta, Hymenoptera, Vespidae. Gene Ontology annotation, biological process: tetrahydrobiopterin biosynthetic process. The record is from RefSeq and is a predicted model, not a curated record. Gene Ontology annotation, molecular function: 6-pyruvoyltetrahydropterin synthase activity. Gene Ontology annotation, cellular component: mitochondrion. The transcript has 3 exons. The coding region runs from base 192 to 614 and encodes 140 amino acids.
UGUAUUACAUCGAAUAGAAUACUUUCAAUAAUUAUCCUUGACUUUUUCUAAGUAACCACUUUUUCUGGUUAAAUGUUCAUCAAUAUGGAUUAAUUUCUGUUGUAUAAUAUUGCAGUAGUUGUGAACUUUUAUAAUAGAAUAAUCGUAUUCUAGGAGAUAACUAAAAGUUAGCUAUCAAGCAAUUUAUAAAAAUGGCUCAUCCAAUUGUUUAUUUAACGAGAAAAGAAUCGAUAUCUAGCUGUCAUAGAUUGCAUAGCAAUAAUUUGAGUGAUGAAGAAAAUAAAGCGAUAUAUGGAAAAUGUAACAAUUUUUGGGGACAUGGACAUAAUUAUACUGUUGAAGUGACGGUCCGUGGACCUCUAGAUCCUAUAACUGGUAUGGUUAUGAAUAUAUCCGAUUUAAAAAGGUACAUGAAAAAUGUAUUAAUGGAUAGAUUGGAUCACAAAAAUUUAGACAAAGAUGUAUCUUAUUUUAAAAAUGUUGUAUCGACCACUGAGAACUUAGCUAUAUAUAUUUACAAUGAACUGAAAAAAGAAUUGCCUAAUCCAGAUUUAUUAUAUGAGGUAAAAAUUCAUGAGACCGAUAAUAAUAUUGUAUAUUAUAGAGGAGAGUAAAUAAUGUUUUUCUAUAAUGGUGUAAGGGACAAAUAAUAUAACACAAAGAAUUAUCAUUAACUCCAUAAUUAAUAAUGUAUGUUAUAUUUUUCUGCAGAUGAUUAUAUAUUUUUAUAUACUAUAUAUUUUUGUAAAUUACCUGUAAUUAUAUAUUUGUUUAUAUCUUAUGGUUUUUGUUAUAUUAAGAUUUAGCAUACUUAAUUUUUUAUUUAUAUCUUUAUUAUAACCUUAUUAUUACACAUGUAUUAUUUAUAUUAUAAAUUAAUACAUUGAUACAAAUCUUUGGCUUA